Molecule: messenger RNA, 2877 nt
Organism: Penicillium brasilianum
Lineage: Eukaryota; Fungi; Ascomycota; Eurotiomycetes; Eurotiales; Aspergillaceae
Source: the annotation of a GenBank genome assembly
AUGGCGGGCGCUGAUCAAAAGUCCUUCCUGGGGACGCUCUCCCCAUGGAGUACCCCCAGGAGCUCCACUCCCCAGCCCUCCGAUCGCACACCGGCAAACCCAGACGUCUUGCAACGGUCGCAGGGAGAGGACCAUACGGUGACCCACCGACAUAAGUUGAGUCUGCGACAUUACCCACCGGACUGCCCGCCUUUGAAAGCGAGAUGGUUCUAUGCUGUGGACUCGCCGAAGCGAAAACCUGCGCUGCUAGACCAGAAUAAAACCGAUCAGAAACCGCCUCCUCCCCCCAAGAAGUUCAUUCCCUUCUCACCCCGCGACUCGCAGUCAAUUGAAGCCACUUUUCAAAAAUUGUCCGAGAUUGAAGACUCUCAGGGGGACGAAAAGUCCCGACGAGCUGCGUUACAACAACUGUCGACGAAAGUACCGGUGAAUGAGGAUUAUUUGUUCGAUGUGGAUGUGGAAGCCCGAGAGCUCGGCCCUGCCUAUUGGAUUGGUCCCGUAUACGAAGUUCGGCGAGGAACGUGGUUCUUCCAGGAAGGAUCUUUCUUUAAACCGUGUGAGGAGAAUCUGGCUGCACAGCUUGAGGAGGGUUAUGUGAAACUACGGCCAUGGAAAAUCGACCCGAAGGAAGGAGGAGAAGGUAGAUCGCCCGAUACCCCUUCAAGGGAGGGUCACAGUCCAGCAAAGGUGGGCACGGGCGCCGAGUCCAGUACGCAGGGCACGUCUCGACCUACAAAACCUCGCGAUAGGUCUCAGAAUAUAGGCAACGCUUCAACUGCAACUCCUUCAGGUACCCCACAGUAUCGCCUGUUUGGAGCCUACAUGAACAAUAUUGUCACAUAUCAGGAUGAGUCGACAGCUUUACUCACCACCGACGACUUCAUGUCGCGCAUGAGCACCACCGUGUAUCAGACACUCGGUCGUACCUCAGGUAACAAAGUAGUACGUGGAUAUGGGGAGGCCCGACGACCGAGGGAACCACUCGAACCUCGGGUCUCGGAGCGCAAUCAGGGCGAGAAGGUGCCAGGGACGCCUCGUCAUGAGUCAAGUCGCGCUUCCAAUACUGCGCCAAAUUCGAGACCCAAUUCAGCGGACAUGUCAGGAACCGAAGUCGAAGUUGAAGCCGAAGCUAACGCGAGGCGCCCCAUCUCGACUCUAGAACGGCAGAUGUCCUCUCUCGCGGGCGAGCCCCAGAAUCCAGCAGAACUCGAAGAACAAGCCCGUAGGCAGGAAGAACAAGAGAUGGAGGACUCUAGGGAAGUUGACAGUGAAGAUCAAGACCGAGAUGUCGAUCAUUUGGUGCUGGUCACCCAUGGCAUCGGCCAGCGGCUCGGCUUACGCCUGGAGAGUAUCAAUUUCAUACACGACGUCAAUGUGCUUCGCAAGACAUUCAAGGGGGUCUACAAAGCCUCGCCGGAUCUUCAAGCUUUGAACUCCUCGUUUCCGGACAAUAAAAGUAACUGUCGUGUUCAGGUGCUUCCUGUAUGCUGGCGUCAUCUCCUUGAUUUCCCAUAUCGUGGAGUUCGACAAAAUCGAAAGGAACUCGAUCUGACGGAAGCCGAUACCCUCGAGGACGAUGCGUACCCCAGUCUAGCUGAUAUCACAUUGGAAAGCGUCCCUGCAGUUCGAAAUCUUAUCUCGGACUUAGCAAUGGACGUUCUCCUCUACCAAAGUGGAUAUUGCGACCAUAUCGCCAACAUCGUUAAGCAAGAGUGCAAUCGAAUUCUGGAGCUAUACAAGCAGCGCAAUCCAUCUUUCAAGGGAACUGUGAGCCUCUGCGGCCACUCGCUCGGAAGCGCCAUUCUAUUUGAUAUCCUAUGCAACCAACCAUCUGAUGUUGAUACCGCCAAGGGCGGCAGAGCGACGACUCGAGGCAGCGAUGAUAUGGCCGAUCAACGAGGAGGAAUGCAGAAUACGCUUAACUUUGAUUGCGAGGAAUUCUUCUGCCUGGGAUCCCCCAUUGCACUUUUCCAGAUGCUGAAAGGAAAGAGUAUCGCUGGAUAUUCUCGAGUCAAAGCUCGUAAGAGUGCCUUGGAUAUUGGUGACUUUGAAUCUCAGCGGCUAGGCUCCAUGCGAUCCUCUCAACGAGAUUCCCAUGGCAGCAGUCGGGAUUUGACCGAAAGCUCGGCCAUCAUCUCCGCGCCCAAGUGCCGGGACCUUUACAACAUAUUCCACCCCUCGGACCCCGUGAGUUAUCGCAUUGAGCCUCUUAUCUCGCAGGCGAUGGCAAGUCUCAAGCCUCAGCCCCUGCCCUUUGUCAAGAAAAGCCUGUGGACUACCUCUGGACAGAGUCUCUCCAUCCUGGGGAGCCGCAUGGGCCAGAGUGUCGGCUCUCUUUGGAGUAACUUCACCUCUGGCGUUGCGAGCAGCCUGUUGAAUCGCAGCUUGGGGCUGAAUGCUGAAGACGUCUCUGCUUCUCGGAGUACAGCUAGUGGCAAACCAACGGACGAUCUCGCUGAACAUAGGCGAACCCAGUCGGGAACCAGCCUCCAUACGCCUUCACAUGAUUCUGAUGACCAUGGUGAAACCCUUAUUGACCAUGAUCUCGAAACCCUGUACGAUGGGUUCCAGAAGAGCCGGAGCACCCAUAAAAAGGACCCGGCACGAUCUUCUGGCGAAGCCGAAUCUGGUCUCGACUCGGAAGAGCAGGGGCGCAAGUUGAAAUUCGAAGAUGCCAAGGUGCGAUCGCUGAAUUCCAAUGGCCGUGUGGAUUACAGCAUUCAAGAGGGUGCAUUUGAUAUUUCCUUGAUUGCCAGUAUUGCCAGUCACCUCACGUACUGGGGAGAUGAGGAUGUGAAUCACUUUAUGCUCUCCCAAAUGCUGUCGCGGAAGUCGCGACAUCGGCUCAAGGGAGGUAGCGCGGCAGAGAAGCAAUAG